AUGGCUAAAAGUUUCAAUUCUACGCAUGAAAUGGACUCUGAAACAAAUGAUGUGAUCGAAACUGACAGUUUCAUAUUACCAAAUAGUAACGAAAUUCUACGAGAACUAACGACAUUACUCGCGAUUGACGAUGGACUACAGUCAGAAAUUGUGAAAAACUUAUUAUAUCAGGGUCGACAAGUACUGAUUUCCUACAAAGACGACAUCAUCGGUGAUAUCUACGAUGAAGAAAUGAGAGAAAAUAGUAAAUUGUUGCAACUACUCAAGGCAUAUCACCAACAAAGAUGGGAAACAGAAUAUUGUAUGAAAUUUUCAUGGUUUCGUGCACUGAUCGAAGAAUAUGAAAGAGAAACAAAAGAAUUAUACGACCGAGUUUUGACACGAACUGCUGAAUACGGCGAUAAAUACAUGAACAAUUGUCCAUUACUAUCAAUCGCUAUUCAACUAUUAUUCGAAUCAUUGAGUGACGAUGAUAUGUCUACAACUUUCUAUAAUAUAUGGAACUCUCUGACCCAUGAUGGACUACAAUCAAUCACACAACAUUCAGACUACAUCCUGGCAGAAAUAAUGAAUAAACAAUUAGAAAAAUCUCAGGAAAAUAAGCCAUAUGGUUCUUUAUUUAUGGCUCUUCGGGAAUAUUAUCGAAAUGAACUUGUUCAAUAUUUGAGACAAAGUGGGGUAAUAAAUAGGUUAAACUUGCAUGAUUUGGCAUUGGAUUUGGUUGCUGAAUACGGGUGGUUAAACGGUAUUAAGAUGAUUGAACAGAAAACAGCGAAAAAUACUUUUGUUAAAUUGAUGGGCUUGAUCAAUAAAAUCCAGAAGCCAACACCAGAUCCAAUACCAGAUCCAACACCAGAUCCAAUACCAGAUCCAAUAUCAGAUCCAACACCAGAUCCAACACCAGAUCCAACACCAGAUCCAAUACCAGAUCCAACGACAUUGUUCGGUAAUAUGACCUAUUAUGAGAAAGAAAAAAAGCGCUUGUAUCUUGAAGAUUUGCGCCGAGACUUGGCUAAUAUGCCUUCUUGUGCUGAAAAAAGCAUCAUGGAACUUCUGUCGCAUUUUGAAGAUAAGUUAACUGAAGAUCACAUGCCUUCGCAGGAAGACGACACAAUAAUUCUAUUGUUACAGAAGUUGCAGGAUCAGAUAACGAAACAAGAACUAUUUUCAGAGAAAAUUCGAGAAAAUAUUCUAGAUUUGAAAAGAUAUGUAGGUGAACAUGAUGUUUCAUCGACAGUACGGUCUUUGGGAGAACUCUUAACGAAAAUCAGACCUUUAAAUAUACCAGAGAUCUUGCGACUUGUUGAAAAAGCGAGAAAGGCCGGCCAACUAAUUUAUAGUAAAGAAAUUAUUCUUUUGAUAGGCGAAACAGGUACUGGAAAAUCGACUACAAUUCAGUUUCUUGCAGGUUCUAAAAUGAAAAAUAUUAAGGUACAAGUUGAGCCUGGAAGAUUCUUAGAUCAUAUUACAGUAGAUGGACUUAUCGGUAAUCCGGAAUUGAGAAAGGUGACAAGUAGCCCACGAAACAAGGCAGAAACUCGCUACAUCACACCUGUUACGAUUCAGUUGAAAGACAUUUUUGGUCCUCAUGAAUGCGGAGAAAUCAUUUUAUGUGAUGCACCAGGCUUUGGUGAUACAGGAGGUCCAGAGGUCGAUAUCGCAAAUAGUGUGGGAGUUAUUGAAGCUAUCCAAGGAUGUGAGAGUGUCAAGAUACUUGCUCUAUCAAGUUAUAAAGGUUUAGGUGAUAGAGGACAAGGCAUUCAGAAACUAACGCAUUUAUUAAUUAACAUGGUACAUGGAAUUGAGGGGAGACUUAGUGCUAUUUUUUAUGCAUUCACAAAAUAUCCUAAAAACUUUGACAUUAAUGCUACGUUAACGGACAUUAAAAUCUCGAAAGUAGAGACAGAUCCUUUGUUGCGUAACGAUAGUGCUUUUGUAACAGUAUUGACUGAUAUGAUCAAUAAAACUAAGAACUGUGCUGAAAAUAUCGAUCCUGUUCAUGGUGAUCGUAAAAACAUUAUUCAAAAAUUAAAGAAUGUACGCGGUAUUGUGUAUCCCAAAGAAGCUUUUCGAUUUUCGGCGAAUGAGGAAACACAAGCAUGUAUCGCAAAUCAGGCACAAGUAGACAAUUCAAGCAUCAGAUGUGCACUGAAACAUAAAGACAUUGAUCUUGUAAUGUAUUAUUUAAAUAAGCUGAAAAUUUUAAAGGAUUUGCUAAAACACAGUACAGCUGGAGAUGCCUAUGAAGAUGCCAUUCGUUUUAUAAGCGAAGGUGUUGCGGACUAUUGUACAGGAGUAACAAAAAUAUUUAAUCGUUCGCUAACAAGUCAAGAUGGGUUAGCAAAGGAAGACAUUGACGAAUACAAAAGUUCUAUUGUAUAUAUUCAACAAAUCCAAAAAUUAGCAGAAUAUUUAGGAUCAAAUUUAGUGUCCCCUGAAUCAUUGAUGCAAAAUAUUCAUUCCGAGCUCCAGAAAAGACAUCUAGUUGUGAUAGAAGAAGAUUUAUACACUCCAUUAGUAGGAAUAUAUUUCAAUAAUCUUUGUACACUUAAAAUUUCUUUUAAGGAACUAGAAUCAUUUUACACUAAAAGUUGUAAAAAUUUUGAAGAGCGUUUCAAAGAACUAGCACAAUCUGCACAUGAACCUAUUUUCGCUAAUGAGUUCAGUUUGGUAGCUGAAAUUAUUCGUAAAGUAUCAAAAUGUUUGCCGAUUCUGAAUGAUCAUUUGCAUGGACUAGUAGAAGAAAAAUAUAAAGAAAUUGUCCAAUCUCUCUUGCAACACUUGAAUAGAUUAUCUGAAAAAGCCGAGCCUAUUUUAGCAAAAAUUAUAUUAAGUGAAAAUGAGGUUGAAAUCGUCAAAGAUUGUGUGAAAAUACUGAAAUCAGCGAAAGAAAAUCAUGCACUUGAUGAUCGUAUUUCUACAUAUGUAGAAAUGUUGACAAAGGAAAAUGAUAAAAUGGCAGACAACGUGAAAAGUUUAAGUGAUAUUUACAGUGUAUUAAUAGAAAAAAUAGUGAACCAUUUUAAUCAAAUAGACAACAUGAUAUUAGAGCUUUUUAAAACGAAUGGCGAUCGUGCUCUAGAGGAUACAGAAACAUUAGUCAAUGCUAUGAAUAUGAUUCGUACCAUUCCGGAAAUUGAAUUAUUAACUGCCGGAGCAUAUUAUAGUGCCAUUGGAAGCAUAUGUGGACAUAUGUACCAACUCCAACGAGAUGCAGAACAAUUACUUCUUUCUAUUGAUCAUCAGUCAGGAACUCAGAACUAUGCGAAAAUUGCUCGGUUAUUAUCACGUUUGAAAGGUGCCAAAUGGAUGAAUCGUGUUAGUCCGGGAGCAUAUGAUAUUUCGAUAAAUCGUGUAACAGAAGAGUUAGUUCAGUAUUUCCAUCAAUUAGAAGAUAGAUUAAUGAAAUUAGAUUUGAAUUUGAAAUAUCCUGACAAUGUUUGUGUAGCAGAAGAAAUUUUUGAGAAGAUUGAAUCUUUAAGUGUCUUAGAACGGAGUGUACCAGAAUUGAAAAAGUCCAGAGAGGCAAUGAUCGAGCGUUUUCUAGGCAGUGUACAAGCAAAUUUCAAUCGUAUACAAGAAAAAUUUAAUUUACAAGAAAAUAGUGUAUAUCAAACGAAACAAGAAUUAAAAGAGCUUGAACAAAUAAAACGAGAAUACGAUAAUUUACAUCCAGCUCGUAUAUUUUUACAGAAACACGAUUUUUUAGAUAUUAAUAAAUUGGAUGAUGAGAUUGAUGGCCAAGAGAAAAAACAAAAAAUAGAACUCGAACAAGAAAAAGAGAGAAGAUCUAAGAUUGAAUCGGAGUUGAAUGCUUUGAAAUCGAUUAUUCAACAUCAUGAUCAUGUGCGUCACUCAAACGUACAUCAAGAUAAAAGUAGGAAAGAACAGAAUACAGAUGAUCAUUUAAGAUUAGUUGAAGAUUCUAGUAUCGAUACCAUACGUGAAACUGUCGUAAAAACUGAGGAACGUCUUGCUGAUCAAUUGGAAAUUAUUCAAGAAAAACAGACGAAAUAUAAUAAUUCUUUGGCUCCAUUAAAAUCCAUCAAAAACCAAUAUGAAUCUUUGUUGAUUACGCACGAUUCUGUUUCUUCUGAACAAAUAAAUUUUCUACAAGAAAAGGGACAAGAGAGUAUUGAAUUACUCACUGAAAUUAUAGAAAAGAAGAAAAAAAUUAUUACUGAACGUCAAAAAAAUAAGCAAUCCCAUGAUUUUAGUAUUAGAUUCGAUGCAUCUACAGCAGAUAUAGCAUUAUUAUAUACAAGUAAUUGUGGAAGAAUAGCUAAUGUUCGUUUAAAAGAAAUUGCAGCCGAUAUUCAUGAUAUACUGAAGAAGUAUAUUUGUGAAUAUGGAUUUUUUCUUGAUCAAGAAAUCAGAAAAUUAUUCACUCAUUUAACUACUAUUGGUUCUCAAGAAGAUCUUUCUCAGUGUUCUCAAGAUUUAGAAACACAUCUCGAAGACUUAUCUUCUCUGAGUGAAUUCAAACAUGUUUUCGAAUGUAUCGAAGGAGCUAAAAAAAUAGAUCAUUGGCGUAGAAAAUUUAGUGAACGGCAUCGUGUUAUGAGUGUUGCCAUGGAAGAAUACAAAUCUUCUGGUAACAACAAAGAAUUAAAAGAGCAAUUAACCAUGGCGCAAGGAUUGAUGCAUUUAGAUCAGUUUUGUGGCGAUACGUUCUUAUCCAAAGGAUUUGCAACACUGUAUAAACAGUAUCAGGUGGAACUAAACAAGGAGUUUAAGCAAGCCUAUGAAACUGUGCGAAACUGCAUAUCUAACGGAGAUUAUGCAAAGGUAGAUAUGGAAUUAGUUAAUAUUGAUGAGAAAACAACCAAUCGAAAGGAGAUAGAGAGCAUAAAGCACGAUUUGCAAACUUCUUUAAAGAAUCUGAUGCAAAGUACUCGUAGUAUUAUCAAUGGUCUCGAUCAGAGAAUGGGACUAAUGGAACAAAAUCAGAGUCAAACAGAAAAGAUGAAUGAAAAUAUCGAAAAGAUUCAUAUUGUUUUGAGUAAACCGAGACUUAUGGAAUUCAUCCAAGAAAACACCAAAUCUGAUCUGACCAAUUUCGAAGAAUCUAUCAAAAAACUUUUAUGUGAAAUACUUUUAAAGGAACUCAAUUCUAUUGAAGAGUUCAUGGAUAAUGAUGAUGCUUUCGAGGCUGAACAAAGAAUGGAAAAGUUUCGUCAGGUGCAACAAGAGUUCGCCAGUGAUUUUACCAUGGUAACUGUUACUGAAAAGGCAAAUGAAGUAAGAAAAAGAUUGGAUAAUUUAGCUAGCAAUAUUUUAAAACAAAAUGACUUUAAAAAUAUUGAAAAAUACGCCAAAAAGCCACCCAAAGAUCUUUUAUCUAAAUUAGAAAAAGCUGCUUCCCAUUGUAGUCAAAAAUAUACUAAAGUUUGCUCGUCUAUAUUAUCAGAUAUUCAAGAUUAUUUUGAUGCAGCUAUAAAGAAUGCAUGUGAAGCUCCAAUCGAGAAACGUCAUACGCAAAUGAUUUCAUUAAAUUCUAUAGUAAGAUAUUUACCAGAAGGAAUGCAAAAGUCAUUGAAGCCACAAAUGGAUGAACUUACUAAGAAAUUCAUCGACGAAGAAAGAGAAUAUAGACGUGAUUUGAAAGACUUUCUCGAAAAUGAAACUAUAAACGAUUCAGCCAUUAAAAGAAUAGGCGAACUUGCUUUGACAUAUAAAAAAGAAAACCGAGAUGAACCUCUUGAAAUUCUACGUAACGGGGUUAUCAAAAAGUUGGAUAAUCACUUAAAAAGUGUACAGAAUGCAUUAGAUAGCAAAGAUAUACAAUCCGCUGUCAAUAAUAUGAAGCAAAUCAUUAAAUAUAAAGAAAAUGUACAGAAUAUUUCAGAAAUAGAUGAAUUUUAUAAACAGGUUUGUACUUUAACAAGUACAUAUGUUACCAAUUAUGCGGAAACUUUUACUGACAUAUUCAAAAUUGAGAAAACUCAAAUAGUUGACCAAGCUUUUAGUAAUAUGAUUGCAUACAUCGAGCUUGGUGAAGAAUUUCCUCAAAGAACUCAUGAAUUACUACCCGAAAAAGUCUUGCAAAAUGUCGAAAUUGGAUUGAAAAAUCUGUACGAUAAUUGGAAUAACAUUUCUAAUACAUUCGAUACUGCUAUGAACGAGCUGAAUAUAAAGUCAAUACGUGAAGUAACAAGUAUAAUAGAACGUUGGGAUGGAUUUUUAAACAAGAUUAGAAAUUGUUAUUGUCGACAUAAUUUAAUACAAAGAUUUUUGAAUGCCAUGAAAAAUAUUAAAUUGUACUCGGAAACGAUGUCUGAAUUAAAGAAAAUGAUAAUCUAUUUGAAACAAAGUCUAGAUGUAAAACUGAUUAGUGACGAAACGACACGAUUUGAAGCAAUGUGUGAUCAAUUUUUCAGUAAACUUGGAAUGUAUUUCAAAGCAUUGAAAUCGAUAAGUUCAGAAUUUAAAAAUAUUUUAUUAUCAGAAACAGAUAUGGAAAAAAUAGAGACAGGACUCAAAGAGAAAGUCGAACAUGUUAAGAAGAAACUUCUUGACUGUGCAUCAAAAGAUGGACUUUCACACAUAGAAUCAGAUUAUUUUCGUACGUAUUACAAUCAUCUUGUAUACUUUGAUAAAUAUGUACGUCUUCCAGAAGCCAAAAUUCAAGAUACUUUAGAAUUAGCCGAAGCUAAAAUUUUCCAACAAGUAAAAUCUUUAUCUAAAGACAUUGCAGGUUUAGACUGUGAUGUUACAAAAUUCGCUGAAUCGCUCGUAAAAAUGAAGUUUUUUGCUGAGAAUUUCUCAAUGUUUGAAAUGAAAAUCAAUGCAAUAAUAGAUGAUGUUUUAAAAUCGUACAAAACACAGCAUGGUGCUUUGACUCUUUCGCAAUUGAGUAUGAUAUUAGAGAAAACUGAUGAAGGUGCUCGAUUAGUUGUUGAACAUUCGUGUUUGAGCGCAGAAGAUUGGAGAAAGCGACGUGAAAAAAUGCAAAAGCAAGAUGAUCUAGAUUAUAUUAUAGGAGAGUUGAAAGGAGAUGAUCUUGCUACAGAUGUUCUACGUUCCCGCUAUAAAACUUUCAGAAAAAUGUACGAUAAUUUAAUAUCGAACAUUUUAGCAGCAUUUAAUCCGACGACUCAGGCAGAGCCAGAUCUUGAAGUAUUGAUUACACAAACGAAGGUUCUUAUUGGAACAAUAGUUCAAAAAGCGAAUGAAAUUUCUUGGGAUCAUUCCUUUCGAGAUAGGAUUCCUGAAUUAUUAGCACAUAUUUUUGCUGUAUGGACUUUGAAAAAUACUCAACAUUAUAAUGCUAUGCGUGGUAUUGAUGCAUCAAAUACUUAUCUUUUGAUGCCACAUGCUGCACAAGUUAUUGCCAUUUUUCGUAUUCUCGGUAUUGGUUAUAAAGAAUACAAAACAAUUAAAGGAUAUAAAGUACCCCUCACUGGAAGAAUCUCUAAUGAUUUGAUAAAUAAUUUAGUACAGAUAGGAACAGGUGAAGGCAAAUCAGUGGUUAUAGCAGUUACUGCCUGUGUUUUUGCUCUUGUUGGAGUCGAUGUUGAUUGUUCAUGCUAUAGUGAAUAUUUAAGUAUGCGAGAUAAGAAUGAUUUUGCUCCAGUAUUUCGAGCGCUUGGAAUUGAAGAACACAUUCAGUAUGGAACUUUCAAUAAAUUGUGCGAAAACUUCUUGAAUGAGCAAUGUAAUAUACGAGAAAAAGUGCAUGAUAUGAUCAUGAAUAAUAAGAACGCCAUGGAUGUAAUUCAUAUGACUGCAUGUAUCCGUCCGAAAGUAUUGUUAAUUGAUGAAGUAGAUGUUUUUCUAAGUGAAAAAUAUUAUGGUGGAAUGUAUACAUCAGCGGUAUAUUUAAAAGAUUCCUCGAUAAACACUUUGUUAGACACAUUAUGGAAAAAUAGAAAUUUGCGCGCAUUGAACGCUGUUAAAGUCACGCCAGCAUAUCAAGCUUGUGCUACUCGAUUUAGCAAUUGGAUUUUUCUUUUCGAUGAAGCCAUAAAAGAUAUGUUGGCUGCUUUACAAUCAUUUCAGUCAUCAACAUAUAUUAUACAGAAUGAUAAAAUAGUCUAUGUCGAAGGUGAAUCCAUCGCAGAAAAUGUAGUUCGCGGUUAUGAUACAAUUUGGGCAUAUUAUUUUGAGAAUGAAAAAGGUUUUAUUAGUCAGAGUAGCUUGGAAACAAAUGUGGGUAUCAUCAUUAACUGUGGAACAUUCUCUUACGCUGAAAUGCCCCAUGAAUUUGCCUAUAUCACAGGUGUUACUGGUACUUUAAAAACACUUGCAGAACCGGAAAAAAAUAUUCUUCAAAAGGUUUAUGAGAUACACAAGAACACUUAUAUGCCAUCAGUUUUUGGGAAAAGUAAUCGGAAUUAUAAUCCUACUAAUGAUGUAGAGGCAGUGAACAAAUCAGAAUAUUUCAUGAGAAUUCGUGGAGAAAUUGACGCAAUUUGCAAUGCUCAACGUGCAAUUUUUGUAUUUUUCGAAUUAGAAGAAAAGUUAAUGUCAUUUUACAAUUCUUCGGAAUUGUCAUCUAUAAAACAGAAUGUGCAAAUUAUUACCGAGAAAGUUUCGACCAAAGAGAGAGAGUUAUGCAUUAAACGCGCAGCAACCGGUGGUAAAGCUACACUAUUGACUCGAACAUUUGGUCGGGGGACUGAUUUCAUAUGUCGAAAUCGACAAGUGUUAGCUAAUGGUGGUAUUCAUGUACUGCAAACAUUCUUUUCCGAAGAAUUAUCUGAAGAAUAUCAAAUAAUGGGAAGAGGAGCGCGACAAGGAGAUCGUGGUUCAUAUAGAAUGAUAUUGUUAGAUUGCGAUUUGGAAAGGUUUCUUGGCGCCGAUUGGGACAAGAAAAUUUCCAAAAUAACAGGUUCUACUCUUUAUGAUACUUUGAAUAAAGCUCGUAACGCACUGUAUGAAAGCAAGUGUGCUGCGAAAGAAGUUGGUAUAGAACAAUGCAGGCAUGAGCAUCAAGUUUCUAAAAGCUUUAUGGAUGCAUUGUUAGAAGGAAAAAUGGACAUUGUCAAAAAGGUUUUGACUGAGAAAAAUCGUGGAGCAAAUAUAGCUUCAGGGAUUUCGCGUACACUUCUUCUUAUGGAUGCAACAGGAUCCAUGAAGAGUUUAUUGUCUGCUACCAAAGACACAGUGUGUACGAUGUUUGAACGCGCUUCAGCAGUUUUAGAGGAAAAAGGAAUAUCAAAAGAUGCAUUCUCAAUGCAAUUUGCUGUUUAUCGAAACUAUAAUUGUAGAGAUAAUAAGAUUUUGGAAGUUUCUCCUUGGGAGACAAAGGCUAGUAAUUUAAGAACAUUUAUAAACAGAAUUGGUCCUGAAGGUGGAAAGGGACAUGAAGCGAUUGAAAUAGGAUUAUGGCAUGCAGUCAAAGAAAGUGAAAGGCAAGACGAAAUUUCGCAAGUUAUUUUGAUAGGAGAUGCUCCAGCGAAUACUAAAACUAAUGUAGCUAAGAACCGAGCACAAUUCGGUGAAGCCUAUUGGAAGCAGAGUAGAUUUGCUACACCAACAUAUUAUGAAGAUGAAUUAGAAAAGUUGAAAACAAAAAAUAUUCCUAUUCAUGCAUUUUAUCUCACUGAUUACGCAAAAGAUAAUUUUCAAAAAAUUGCAAAAGAAACAAAAGGACGAUGUGAAUGGCUGGAUAUUUCUUCCACCACAGGUGCUGAAUCAUUGACUAACUUUGUUACAGAAGAAGUUCUUAGAAAGUCAGCUGGAGAUCAAGGAGAUGCUGCAGUAGAACUAUAUAAAGCGAAAUAUGUGAAGAAAAUGUUUAUAUCCUAA
Rotaria sp. Silwood2 is the source of this 9753-nucleotide messenger RNA. Lineage: Eukaryota; Metazoa; Rotifera; Eurotatoria; Philodinida; Philodinidae. The record is from the annotation of a GenBank genome assembly.